Molecule: messenger RNA, 1649 nt
Organism: Aphidius gifuensis
Lineage: Eukaryota; Metazoa; Arthropoda; Insecta; Hymenoptera; Braconidae
Product: glycine-rich protein DOT1-like
Exons: 8
Coding region: 161-1294 (377 amino acids)
Source: RefSeq, a predicted model, not a curated record
UAAAAAAAAAACUACAGAACCGGCAGCGUCCAUUUUCCUAUUUUGUGUGUUUUUUUGAUUGCUAGUGUUGUUGUAUGUGUACAUUAUUUGUGUAAUUUCGGCAUCGUAUUAAAAUAUUAAAUAUAUAACUAUUAUUAUAAAAUCUAUAAAAAUAAUUAAAAUGGAAGGUGCACCACCAAGUCGAGGUGGUUUUAGAGGUCGAGGUGGUGGUCCAAUGCGUGGACGUGGAAGCUUUGGUGACAGAGGAAGGGGCGGCCCACCCAGAGGAGGAAUGAUGCGAGGUCGAGGUGGUCCUGGUCCAAUGAGAGGUAGUCCACCAGGUAUGAGAGGUCGUGGUGGUCCUCCCCGUGGUGGUCGAGUAACAUAUAUUUCAGGAGGACCACCAGAAUCAAGUUUAUCUGGUCCAGGUGCACCACCACCAGGUAUGAGUGGUCCAUCUCGAGGUAAUUCACGAGGUUCACCAGGUGGUUUUCGUGGCAGAGGACGAGGUGAUUUUAGUAGCCGUGGUGAAAGUCGUGGAGGUGGAUACAGAGGACGUGGUUCAGGAAUGGAUAGAGGUGGUGGAAGAGGUUCAAGUAAUUUUUCACGUGGUGGAGGUGGUCCACCAAGAGGCAGUAUGGGUAGAGGAAAUGGUGGUCCUAGUUCUGGUUAUAAUGAUAGAGGAAGUCGUGGUAAUGGUGUUGAUCGUGGUAGUCGUGGUGGACCAAUGAAACGAGGUAGAGGACCACCAGGAGUUGGAGGUCCACCAAAAAGACCAAGAUAUGAUCCACCACCAACACAAGCUGUCAAUGGUUAUGCUGCACAACCAACAAGUCAAGGAUAUGGUAAUCCAGGCAAUGGAUAUGGUGGUCAACAACAAGCAGCACCUGUAAGUGGAUAUGCUGCUGGUGGCGGUGGUGGUGGAGGUAGUGCAUAUGGUCCUCCACAAGGUGGAUAUCAACAAUCAUCAUAUCCAAGUUAUGAAGCUUAUCCAGCACCAGCUGAUUAUUCACAACCAGCUUAUCCAGCACAAGCACCACCAGACAACAGAUAUGUACAACAAGUACCUGUCACCGGUGGAUUUAAUUCAGAUCCUUACAAUUAUGGUAAAGCACCACAACAAGUGGGUUAUCAACAAGAAUCAGUUGCACCAGUACUUGGUGGUGGUGGUGGUGAAGAUGGUGGUGGUUAUCCAGGUAAUCCUUAUGAUGAUCAAUCAUGUAAUCCAGCAGUUAUGACCGGCAGAGGUGGCUACUCAACACACUACGAUUAUUCAAGUCAAGACGGAGGUUAUGGAAAACAGGAUUAUGGAUAAUAAAUCAUCAUCAUCUUCAUCAUCAACUGGAGUUCAAUUAACCACAUGACUGGUAUCAAGAAAAUUAUUUUUCAAAAAAAUAAAUAAAACUUGAACAAGUUUUUCGAUUGUCUUGGCAAACAACAAAGGUACACUACUUGUCAAUCGACAAAAUAAAACUAAAUAAAACCAAGUAAAUUAAUUGAAACAUAAAAAAAACAUUACUUUAUUUAUCAAAAAGAAAAAAAUAAAAAUAAAACUUAAACAAAAUCAUAGAUAUUAAGUACGAAAUAAAAAAAAAAACGUCAACGGUUUGGUAAUAAUAUUUGAGCUAUUUUCGGUAUGAGUUGAACGAAAAAAAGAAAAAAAAAAUUAA